Acanthopagrus latus (yellowfin seabream) is the source of this 2376-nucleotide messenger RNA. It is a transcript of the gene fdxr, whose product is annotated as ferredoxin reductase. Gene Ontology annotation, cellular component: mitochondrion. Gene Ontology annotation, biological process: ubiquinone biosynthetic process. The transcript is spliced from 12 exons. NCBI's taxonomy places the organism in Eukaryota, Metazoa, Chordata, Actinopteri, Spariformes, Sparidae. Bases 547 to 2031 code for a protein of 494 amino acids. The record is from RefSeq and is a predicted model, not a curated record.
GAGGGUCUCUGUACUAACUGCUCCUGGACACCAGCUCACGUUCUGUGUGUAGGACGUGUGAUGGACGGGCUGAUUUCCUCUGAGCUCAACCUGAGAACAGACUGUUCCUAUUUGGACUGAAGGUGUUGCACAUGCUGCUGCGGAACCAAAGUGCUGGUGCGUCGGUUUUCCACGGAUCGUAGAGAGUGUGACACUAAAUGUAGCUUUGAAACUCGGUCUGUUUACUUAUGAUACUACUGUAGCUAACUGUGACAAAUGCAAUAUCUGAUUUAUAAUUUAAACGGGGAAAUGUAGCCAGGUCUUAGCACCGGUUCUCUGACUUUAGCUGACCACGCGUAGCCCGAAGAACCUUCCAGAGACAGGGACGUUUAUCACCUUGACUUCUGGGCUCGGUUCUCGGUCGAGCUGACAGCCUGACUGACUGUCCAAAGCUCAAAACAGAGGCGGUGAGGCAUAGCUGGCCACAGAAUAGCAGGAAAACGAUACGGUGGACUUAACUUUUUCUUGGUUCGAGCCAGACAGCCUGUCUGUAGCCGGGGAAGAAGGAUGAGCGGCCGCAGACUGCUGUUGCCCUGGUUGAGCCUGAGGACUGGGAGAAGCAGAUGGACAGGUCGACUUCAUGAUGGUGUGAAUGCGUGUGGAAGGGCAGCCUUCUCCAUUUGCAGCCCAAAGGUGUGUGUUGUUGGCAGCGGUCCAGCAGGGUUCUACACAGCACAGCAUCUGAUCAAGGCCCGCCAAGAUGUUGAGGUGGACAUUUAUGAGCGGUUGCCCGUCCCCUUCGGUCUGGUCAGGUUCGGGGUGGCCCCUGAUCAUCCUGAAGUCAAGAACGUCAUCAACACAUUCACACUUACGGCAAGAAAUUCACGCUGCAGCUUCUACGGGAAUGUGAAUGUGGGGAAGGAUGUGAGCAUUGAGGAGCUGCGGCGAGCCUACCAUGCAGUGGUACUGAGUUACGGCGCAGAGGGAAACAGGAGAAUGGGAGUCCCAGGAGAAGACUUGGCUGGCGUUUACUCUGCCAAAGAUUUUGUUGGCUGGUACAAUGGGCUGCCAAGCUGUCAAGAGCUUAGCCCUGACCUGAAUUGUGAAACAGCAGUCAUUCUGGGACAAGGCAACGUGGCCUUGGAUGUAGCAAGAAUCCUGCUGGCUCCCACUGACAUUUUAAAGACUGACAUCACCCAGCCAGCCUUGGAGGCCCUGGUAAAGAGCCAGGUCCGCAGAGUGCUGAUUGUUGGCAGGAGAGGACCCAUGCAGGUCGCUUGCACGAUCAAGGAGUUUAGAGAAAUGGUGAACCUGCCUGACACUAGACCUGAGAUGGUGGUGGAUGAUUUUGAAGGUGUCAAAGAGGCUAUUAAAGAUUUGCCAAGGCCCAGGAAGCGUCUGACAGAGUUGAUGAUGAAGACGGCCCUGGAGAUUCCAGGUGAGAAGGAGCAGGAGAGGCAAAACAAGGCUUCCCGUGUCUGGGCCUUCCGAUUCUUACGGAGCCCCAUUGAAAUCCUGGCCAAUCCUGACAACAACAGAACAGUUGGCAUCAGACUGGCAGUCAACAGGCUGGAGGGUUCAGGUGAGGGAGCCCAGGCAGUGCCCACUGGAGAAGUGGAGGAUGUGACCUGCGGUCUGGUCAUUAGCAGUAUCGGCUACAAGAGCCUCCCCAUCGAUCCCUCGGUGCCGUUUGACUCACACAAAGCCAUCGUCCCAAACAACAUGGGCCGUGUUCAACACACUGCAGGUUUAUAUUGUAGCGGCUGGCUGAAAACAGGCCCUACUGGGGUGAUAGCCACCACUAUGAACAAUAGUUUUGACACUGCACGUUCCGUGGUGGAGGACAUGGAGUCUGGAACAGUGGAUGUAUCAGCUGCCAAGCCAGGCUCACAAAGCAUCAGUGGCCUGCUGGAAGAAAGGGGAGUGAAACCAGUGACUUUCUCCAACUGGGAGAAGAUUGACAGUCUGGAGAUGAGUAGGGGUGAAGCCAGUGGAAAACCCAGAGAGAAAUUACUGACUGUGGAGGAAAUGCUACAGGUGGCUCGAAAGUGACUGAACACUUACAGGUGAAUACUGGACUGAGCAGUAUAGAAGUACAGUAGUCGCCAACACGUCGAUGGGCCUUUGAUGACUGACCACCAUGGGCCCAGAAAGAAAAUGACAUGAAGCACUUAACAUGGACUGAAUUCAUAUUGUACACAUUAAAAGGUAACCCUAUAUUCUUUAUCAGGGUCGACAUUGUUAAUAAACUAUUACAAUGUAAGUCUGUACAAAUGAUGUAAUAAAGAACAUGUAGAGACAAAUGUUUCUUAUACAUACAAUUCAUAAAAUGAAAUUUAUGGCAUUAUCCCGUCCAUUUUUAAUUAUAUCAGUACAAAAUAAAAUGACUUAAUGCAG